Messenger RNA from Colletotrichum chrysophilum, 558 nucleotides. RefSeq lists its product as uncharacterized. Gene Ontology annotation, molecular function: catalytic activity. Bases 1 to 558 code for a protein of 185 amino acids. The record is from RefSeq and is a predicted model, not a curated record. The transcript is spliced from 2 exons. NCBI's taxonomy places the organism in Eukaryota, Fungi, Ascomycota, Sordariomycetes, Glomerellales, Glomerellaceae. Gene Ontology annotation, biological process: nucleoside metabolic process.
AUGGCCUCGAAAAGCGUUUCUGCCCGCGACUUUACCGUCGGCUGGGUGUGCGCUCUACCCGUUGAGUUGGCAGCCGCCGAGGGGAUCAUGGAUGAACAGUUUGCUGAAAUUCCCUCCCCGUCGACCGAUAACAAUAUUUAUUCUUACGGCCGAAUCAAGGACCACAACGUCGUCAUUGUGUGCGUACCCGCCGGACAUAUUGGCACGAACUCGGCUGCCACGGCGGCAAGCCUGAUGAGGAGCAAGUUUCCGUGCCUGCGAUUCGGUUUGCUGGUCGGAAUCGGCAGCGGCGUUCCUAACCUUGACGACGACAUCGACAUACGUCUUGGAGAGGUUGUCAUUAGUCAGCCCGAAGGCCAGCAUGGCGGCGUGAUACAGUACGACUUUGGAAAGACCGGUGCCAAUGGCCGCAUCGCCCGAAUUGGGAGCCUCAAUGCGCCACCGCAAAUCCUCCUCGGCGCUUUAUCCAAGCUCUGUGCCAAUGACUUCUUGAACAAGACACAGAUUCACGCAGUCAGAUUUUGCUUCACCGGGCCCCGAACGGGAUACUCUUUUUGA